This is a messenger RNA of Aspergillus japonicus CBS 114.51, 1637 nucleotides long. RefSeq lists its product as uncharacterized. The record is from RefSeq and is a predicted model, not a curated record. The coding region runs from base 76 to 1515 and encodes 479 amino acids. Lineage: Eukaryota; Fungi; Ascomycota; Eurotiomycetes; Eurotiales; Aspergillaceae. The transcript is spliced from 2 exons.
UCUCAAUUCUCUCGCUACCCGAUAACUCGCGACUUCACGUUAUGUGAGCUGCUUGUAUAGAUCUAGAUACGCAGAAUGGACGUCUGGACUGGCGCGAUCGCCUUAGAGGGCGGAGCACAACUCCACGGUCUACGAUUAGUCGAUAGAUCAUCCAGCUGUCAAUCUGAUCUAUCAACAGAAUCAUGUCUCAGCUUGCGCUGCUUCGUCAAUCCGGCGCUUAUACCUCUCCACGCGCGAUCUGGUCCGAACCUUGAACUCCAUGCGGGGAACCCGGAGACUACAACAUGGCUCAAGGACAAGUUGACGAGUACGAUUUGGCUGGAAGAAGACGAACUUGACCGGCUGCAAAUAUUCCAGUGCCCGGUUGGUCUGCUUGUUCGUGUCGACAACGGCGCAUCAGCCAAGGUCACCAGCACCGGCACAACCGACCUAUUGAUCCACGGCGUCCUCUCAACGACAACCUCCUCCGAAAGGCCUCCCACCCCACCUGAAUCGUCAUCACCAGAUCUGGAAGUCCAGGUUCUACCCGUCAUCAAACAAGAACUCAGAAUCUACGCUACCCCCAUAUCUGCAUCGCUAAUCACCCGAGCACAAUCCGCAUCCGCACCUCCCAACACCGACGACUCCAUACACGAUGACGAGUCCGCUUACUUUCUUCCGGCCAUCUACUCUCCAAGCCCUAAACGCAAACGAGUUGCCACACUCUUCGAUUCCGUCACACAGCAUCAUAGAAGAGUCCGGCAGAAGGGCGGUGAAGCGGUGUCGCAGUUAAUGGCGCACUCACUCUCGCACGCCUCCCAACAGCAACUACAAGCGCUACGGAUCAAGCGCGAAUCCGAGGAACCUUCUCUUCCUCAGAUCGAACGCAUUGCAUCGCAGCGAGCACGGUCCCUUUCCAUCGGAGGGAGCAUUGCAGGGAAGGCGCUUGAGUCUCGAUUCGAUACCUCUCGACCCAGCAGCAGACGGGGCCAUCUGCGGGAUCUGGGCUCUCGGAAAGGUACGCCCAAUCCGUUCAUCGACUCCGCCACCACUACUACUUCAACUACAUUCAUCAAACGAGACUGUGGAUCGUCACCCUCUUUUACCCCAGGAGGCAAAGUUGAACAUCCGACGACACCGAAAGACGUGGGGACAAUCAUUGCCGAGAAUAAGAACACAAUCACGCGGACGAUUCUGACCUGCAUGCGGCUUUAUGGCUUCAACCGUCCCACAGCGACACGCACGGGAGGUUCCAGUAGACCGCAAACCGGGACCGGACCGGGUUAUCAGGACGAGACGCCGGAGGAGAAAGAGCCGCGCAUCAUGGCAGAUGCCGGGUCGAAUACAGAUGAAGAUGAAUUCAAGGCCAUGUACCACGCGACCUAUCGCGCGUCAACGUUCGCGUUGCGGAAGUAUCUGAAGGAGACGGCGGCUGCAGAUGAAUGUGGGCUGAUGGGGUCGCCACCAUUGUUGGAGAAGGCGAAGGCAAUGACGUGCAUUGACGAAUUCUUGAGACUGUUCUGUGAGGAGAACUAAGCCUGGCUGGUACAGGUGAUGAAUAAUGAGUUAUGAUAAAUACAUAGUAAGCAUCUUGGGUUGGUAGGGUCAAGGUGUUCGAGGGUGUAAUCAAGUUCGCGUGAACCUGGGGAUCACUUUAG